CCGAACAUGUGAGCUGUACAACAACCAGUGUGUGUAGAGCAGCCGGCGGAAGAAGCUAGUGCAGCUGGACAAAGUGAGAACACUAGCAUGGACUCAAGGCGAUAUUUAUAACUAUAAGUUAACACAGCGUUUUAUCUGAGCACGCUAACCUGCGUCGUUUCUUCGCCUCUCUGUGUUUAGCCUGUGGCGUUUUAAAAGCUAGCUCAGCUAGCUAGCUAGCUUCAUGACUUCCUAGUAGUUUAAAUUAAUGCUCGCUCCGGCUUGGUGGGGUUUGUCCACAACAUGGCACAAAGAAAAGAAGUCUUUCAGUCAAAAGUCCUGCAGAAGCUUUACCCUCCUCCUAAACCGGUGAAGACACGCAGCCCUCCACACAGCGAGUCCCUCGCCAAGAAAAGCCACGUGGUGAAGAGAAAAACUCCAGGAGAGGACGCGCUGCACGGAAGAGAUCCGAGCGCAGCCAAUCAGGGCCGGCGGAUGUACACCGCGCUCCCUCCUCCUCCAGACUACCACAUCCAGUCACAGGAAUCUGUCACACUUCCCCAACUCCACGGCGUAAAUACUGCAGAGGAUCCAGCUGCAGAGGAGAAAGUCCAGGAGCACAGUGAAGACUCGGAUGAAGAGACAGAAGAAGAAGAAGAGCCAAGAAAGAGAAGGAGGAGGAAAAAGAAGAGGAGACCGAGCCCUGGCCCGGACUGUGGGAAAGACGGAGAGGCUUCUGGGAGUCGGGCGCCUGCAGAUGAGGGAGGAGAGCCAAUGAGCAGGAACAAGAAGAGGAAGCUGAAGAAGAAACGGCACAAAGAGAAGCUCCUGUCCAUGGGCCUGAUUCCCCGGGCCGCUGCCGUGGAGUUCACCUACCAGAGAGAUGAGGAAGAGACGGAGGAUGAGGAGAGAAAAGCAGCAGAAGUGUCGGAAUUUCUCAGAACAACGAUGGAAACCUAUGUUUCAGACUGCCGUAUCUUCAGUCGCUGUUUCCAACAUUCUCCGCCUUUUCUGCUCAGCCUCAUUACAUGCAGCCGGGGUCCCUCAGCUGUCUGCCACAGUGGACAAGCUUGUGGAGAGGCUGUCCUGCGGAGGCCGGCCCGGCUGCGUCCUCAGACAGCUGCACAACCUCAAGGCGUUGGCCCAGCGCUGCGAGGCAGACAGGUUGGAAAAGGCACUGGAGGAACUCAGCAGCACGUCUGUUUUAUCAGCAGAGGAAACCGCUGCCGUCGUUUCACUCUUCCAAUACUGGAUCACAGACAUUGUUCCCAUGCUGAGAGACGAGAACACCAAGCUUUCUACAACACACCCAUGAGACUGUCUGCCACACAAACAAAGACGCUGCAGGAGGAUUCUCUCAAAUUCUGGAAAUGUUCUUCUCUUGUACGACUUUUCGACACUUUGCCAGUGAAUUUGUCGAAUAUUUUGUAUUAUUAAAGAUGCUCUGUUUCCCUCCAUGUCUCUUCUGUUUCUACACAUUUUCUGCUGAGAAGAAAACAGUCUGAAGAUGUCGACCACUUUCUCUUUUGACACAGCGUUCAAAUGAAUUGAAGAUAUAAUUGGGAUUCGCAUCAAAUUCAUUCUCCUCGUCUGGCACAUUAUUCACCAAUAAACCAAAUGGCAGCUCUACCAAGAGCUCCAGUAUUGUUUGAGGAUGUUAUGACAUUUAGAUGCAGCCAAUUAACCUGAUCUCUAUUCUGUCACAUGCAAUGUGUUUCCCACAAAUCCAUUUCUGGCUGCUUUGCUGUUCAAUGAGCCUUUUUUUAUUUGCUCUUUAAACACUGAACUGAUCAAAGGGAU
Messenger RNA from Salarias fasciatus (jewelled blenny), 1779 nucleotides. It is a transcript of the gene erich1, whose product is annotated as glutamate rich 1. Bases 283 to 1416 code for a protein of 377 amino acids. The record is from RefSeq and is a predicted model, not a curated record. NCBI's taxonomy places the organism in Eukaryota, Metazoa, Chordata, Actinopteri, Blenniiformes, Blenniidae. The transcript has 6 exons.